Heterobilharzia americana is the source of this 8616-nucleotide messenger RNA. Lineage: Eukaryota; Metazoa; Platyhelminthes; Trematoda; Strigeidida; Schistosomatidae. The record is from the annotation of a GenBank genome assembly.
ACAGUGCGCGCGUAACAAAAGUGUGAUUUCAGGUGUUGAAGUGUCCAGACGUUAUCCAGCAAUUUUCGUAAAUUGCCUUCGAAUUCAGGGAGAUUCCAGUACAGGAGACCCCGAAUUCAAGGAUUUGAAGUCCUUUACCCUUUCUAUACUGAUAUUGGAGAUUGAACAGUUGAUUAUCAGUAUUAUUUAAGACGACUUAAUGGAUAAGAAGAAACUUGAUUUCUACUUUUCUCUCCUUGAAUCCAGUAUUCUUUGUUACCAGCACUCUAUCACUGGACUGAUACCAUCUUCACCGAACAGUACACAUGCAUGGGUGAGGGAUAAUACAUAUGCUUCACUCUCAAUAUGGGGUCUUUCUCUAGCCUACAGAAAAUUACCAGAUGUAGAUGAAGAUCGUUGUCGUAGUUAUGAAUUAGAAAAGUGUGUGGUAAAAUUGAUGCGUGGAAUACUUAUCUGUUAUAUGAGACAGUCAGAAAAAGUGGAAAUGCUAAAAAAGACUCAAGAUCCUUUACACUCUUUACAUGCAAAGUAUGAUAGUACUUCGUACAAGACAGUUGUUGGUGAUCGUGAAUGGGGUCAUUUACAAAUUGAUGCAAUAUCCGUCUUUCUUCUAAUUCUUGCUCAAAUGACAGCUGCUGGCUUACGGAUUAUAUGGACACUUGAAGAGGUUGCCUUUAUUCAGAAUUUAGUUUUCUGCAUUGAACAUGCAUAUCGUAUACCUGAUUAUGGAAUUUGGGAACGUGGAGAUAAAACUAAUCAUGGACUUCCAGAACUUAAUACAACAUCUGUUGGAAUGGCUAAAGCAGCUUUAGAAGCUCUUACAGAUUUGGAUUUAUUUGGUGCAGAUGGAAGUUAUCUAUCAACAAUUCAUGUUUCACUUGAUGAUUGUGAACAAUGUAAUAUAGCCAUUAAAAGUAUGCUUCCACGAGAAUCUAAUUCUAAAGAAACGGAUGCUGGAUUAAUAAGUAUACUAACAUAUCCUGGAUUUUCUGUUACAAAUGAUGAAUUAAUUGAAAGUACACGUAGUGCAAUUAUUCGGAAACUUCUUGGCAGGUAUGGUUGUCGACGAUUUCUACGUGAUGGAUUUCGUACUGCUAGAGAAGAUGUGAAUCGUUUAUACUACGAACCUUGGGAGCUACGUAUGUUUGAUGGGAUUGAAUGUGAAUGGCCGAUGUUUUUUGCCUGGCUUGUGAUUGAUGCAAGUUUUCGUGAAGAUUUUGACGAUGCAGACCGUUAUAUGCAAAUGCUUCAAGAAGUUGUUAUUCCAGAGUCAUCUCAUUCACAAAUAACCUUCAACAAUAGUAGAAAUGCAAGUCGUAGAGCAAGUGAAAUAGCCCCUCAAAUGCCAAGUAGAACAUGUUAUUUUAUGCCAGAAUCUUAUUCCUUGCCGAUACAAUCGAUUGAUGCAGAGAUUGCUCAUCCACAUACACAAACACGUAUGCCAGUUGGAGCACUACCACAUAUAUGGGGUCAAUCAUUAUACAUAUUGGCAAGUAUUAUAUACGAAGGUUUACUGUUACCUGGUGAAAUAGAUCCACUUGGAAGACGCAUGGUUACUGAGCCAAAACCUGAUUUAUCUGUACAAGUUGUACUUGUAGCCGAAGAUAAUGAUAUUAAAAAUCAACUGAUGGAAUAUCAAGUUGAUGUUCAAACAUUUGAAGAAAUUUACAAUGAAGCUGGUAUCAAUAUAUAUCCUGCUAAGAUUCUUGGUCAACUAUACAAACAUUUAGGUGCUUGCGAAAAGCUUUCUUUAAGUGGACGUUCAACUGGUGAAGUUGGCAUAUUUUCAACCAGUCAAUUUUAUCGAUUAGGCGAUGAAACAUUAGCUUUCUUACCCCAGUUCUUUGAUCAUCAAGCAUUCUAUUUAAAUUUAGACAUAGAAUUUCUGUUGGAUUGUUUUCGAACGUGUAUAGGCUAUUUAAAGCAUGCAUGGAGUAGUCCUGGACGUCCAUUACUCUUAUUUCCAAUAUAUCGUCGAUACUAUCGUUCAGGUCAUACGAAUAUACCACCUCCAUUAUCUGCAGCAAUUAAGAAAAUGGCUACAGGUUAUAUGAAUGCCACACGUGUCACACUUGGUACUCUUAAAGAUUUUGAAGAAACUUCAUGUUUGCGCCAAAUUAACUUCAGUGAAUCAGCCCAAGCUUUACUUCAGCGUUCAACAGCAUUGAUUGCUUGUAAAUCUCCACGAUGUCGAUUAACACUGAAUGUACGUCCGGAUCAUUUAACUUCAUAUACUUUAAAUGAGAAUUCACCUUUUACUGUACAUACUAAUAUACAUGAUUAUCCAAGUCCAAUGUUUGCUAGUGGUUCAUCAUCAGUUAUAUCUGAACAAGAUAGUUUUGAAAGGCAUAGUAUGCGUCGUAAAUCGAUGGCUUUGGCACAUGCUGUCUCUUUGGAUUUAUUUAAUCGUGAUACAGUCGAAUGGACAAGUGAUAUUCAAGCAGACAAUAGUAAUUGGCCACCGGAUGUAGACGAUCCAACAGAUACACAAACAGAUGAUGAUGCUUCAAAUUAUCGUCUACUUCCAACACAAAAUGAAGAUAUAAAUUCAAAAGCAUCACGUUUAGCCUUGAAACGAAUUAUUAAUCCAGACAAUAAAUCGUCUGUUGUAUCAAUGUCACAUCAACAAUUAAAGCAAGAACAAGAACAAUCUCCAGUUCAUCGACAACAAUUAGAUAUUAAUACAAGUUAUACUUCUAGUAGUGGACAUCAACAACAACAACAACAACAACGUUCAAAAACAUCAGGUCAACUUAUAUCACCUGAUCAAAUUACACCAACAAAUAGUCCAAAUCAUUCAGGUACACAUAGUCGUCGUACAUCAGAUGGUAAAUCAAGUUUAUGUGGUAUGGAGUAUACACAUUGGUUGAAUUCAUUAACACCUGAACAAUUAGUGAAACGUUUAAGAUGUACAGAUAAUUUAGCUGAACAAGUUGAACUACUUGGUCGAUUGCAUCAAUUACGUGGAUUAGACUGGAAUACUGGUAUAGAUCCAACACAAUCAGCUACUGUUAGAUCAUUAUUAAAGGAGGUGUAUGAACGAGCUACUCAAACAACAUCAUGGUUUCUGCUUCGUUAUACAGCUGCUUUAUUAGGUAAACGUGCUGAUAGUUUAGCUAAGUCAUUAGCUGAUAUACUAGUAUUACAAAAACAAGUAACAGUUGGCCUACCACCGGAACCAAGAGAAAAAGUUAUUGAUGCUCCAUUAUCACCGGAUCAAUUGUAUGAAUUAAUACAAGUAGCCUGUGGAGAAGACAGUUUAAUGAUAAUACUCACACAAGAAAUUCUCAUUUAUCUAUCAAUGUUUGCACGUACACAACCACAAAAAAUGGCGAAUAUUUUACGUUUACGUAUUGGUUUAAUUAUACAAAUGAUGGCAGCUGAAUUAGCUCGUGGUAUGGGAUUAACUGUUGAAGAUUCAUUGUAUGCCUUAUUUUCAAUGCGUCCAAUUGAUACAAAACGUUUAUUACACAAUCUACUCAGUGGUGAAGAUGUACGUAUGAUUAAAACAAAUCGAAAUAAUGUUCGCAAAUCCACCCACCUGUCCCCUGUUAAAUCGGCUAAUACUACUAUCACAAGCCAAGAUACUAUGCAAGCUAAACUGGAUACAAUUUCAGGUUCUGUAAAGAAAAAAUCAGUCUCAAGUCGUCCAUAUAUAACCUCACGUAGACAGUCAAUAGCAGCUAAUGUUACAAUUGAAUUGGAAGAUGAUAAUUCACAGACAGAAUUACGCAAUUUAUGGAGUCGUCGACGUAAAAUUGAUGGUGCUUUAAAUCGUGUACCACCAGGUUUCUAUAAACGUGUAUAUACUAUACUGGGUCAUGUUCAAGGAUUAAGCAUCGGUGAUCAAGUGCUUAGUCAUAAUUUAACGAAAGAAAUGACAAUGGGUGAGCAUAAAUUUGCGUUAACUGUAGAACAUGUAUGCACAAUGGUUAGUACACCAGAAUAUCGUCAAUUAAUAAUUGAAGCAAUUCAUGUACUUGGUUCACUUAUGAUGCAUGAUAUUGACAAUUCAAUCUAUCUUGAUUGUAUUGUUAAAAUUGAAGAUGUUAUUGAAAAAGCAAAUCAUCUCUUUUUAAUUGAUCAGAUGAAAUUUGAUGCAAAUUCCACAUUAUGUUGUGCAAAAUCAAUGAAAGAAUCAGGAACUGUUGAUUCAUCAACAUUACCACCACGUAGACAAAGUCAUUUAAUGUGUCAUGGAAUGCAUAAUAUUUGUCAACAUUUUUAUGAUACACCACCAGCUGGUAAAUUUGGUACAAUGUCAUAUAUGGUACGAGCUGUAUCUCAAUUACUCACCUGUAAUAAAUGUUUAAGCUCAGAUAAACGUUUACCAAUCAGUUGUACUGUUCAAUAAUUUGACCUUGAAUUUGUUUUAUUGUAUCAAGGUCAAUUUAAUUUACACACACACACACACAUGUGCAGUAUUGUUUUCAUUUUACCCGCUAUUUUUGCUUGAUACCUGUCUCUGUUUCUCUGUAUACCCUUACGCCUGUGAUCUGCUGCUCAGUUCACCUUAGGGAAUAUGCUUUAUCUAGUCAACUAUCUGUUGUUGUUGUUGUUUUUAUAGAAAUGUACAAUAGAAUAUGAUCCAUACUUUCUUUUGUUUCAUAAUUCCUCAAUUAUGUGCUUCAUCACUGACUAAUGUAUCCUUGUAGUUAGUAUUAGCAGUAGUAGUUGUUAUUAUCCUCCGUACUUCAUUAACAUUCAAAGCAGAGGUGUCUUCUGUGCCAUUGUUGUUAACCUAUUUAUUAUUUUUACAAUAUAUUCAUUAUGAUCAAAAUGCAAAUAUACAACUAAAUAAAUGUGAAUGAAUUUUCAAAAAUCUCUCCCCCCUCUUCACACUUAGUAUACUGAAUUAUUAUUUUUGAAAUUAUGGAUUUCUUACUAAUUAGUACUAUGUAUGAUUAAUACUUUUGUUUCCACCUCAUUUUGCUACUCCACAACUCGUCAUACAUCAAUCAGUUUAGCAUGAAUCAUCUAUUCUAAUAUUUGACCAUAUUUCUGACUUUUUUUUUUUACUAUUUUCGCUUUGUCACUUUAGCCUGUCAGCAUUUUGCAUAUUUUUUUUUGUUUGAUCUGAAAUACUAUGGGAGUGAAAUUCUACAUUUAAAGGGGGGAAAAAAAUCUAAAAACAUUCGUUUCCUCAAAUAAUAAGCACAUACAAUCGUGUUACCACUGCAUGACCUUUAAGAUGGCCUUGAGCCUUAUGUUUCUGAUUGGCCUGUGCGGAUACAGACAAUGACUAAAAAUGACUGUUGCGAUCGGUAGAAAAUCUGAGUUGCAAUAGAAUUCAAUCUAUAAACUUUUGGAUUGUCUAUGUGAAGAAUAAGAAAUAUUGGAAUGAAUGAUUAUGAUAGGCUGUAUAUAUCUUCAACUUUUAAUCUGUUGUUGAUCAUCUUUUUAACGGCUCGUAAGUUCGCUGAUUUAAUUAAUCGCCGUGGCAACUAUCAGGAGUGAUUUGGUGGUCACAUCUUAUCAUAUUCGUAAAAUUUUGUACAAACAACAUUAAUGUAGAACCUCGAGCACAGGUAAAUCGGCUCAAUUUGGCACACUUCACAGUAGUAGACAAAGAUAGAUAAAGAUGUAUGGGAUGAGAAACAGUUUGAAUACAAAGGUUAGCGCAAAGAGAGAACAUAUCUGCGCUGUUGUGACCGACAGGCCUAAACCACUGAUUCCUUUCAUCGACUGAUGCCAGGUCUUAGUUUCGCAACCCAAUCUAGCAUGGUAUAUCGGGGUAGGUGAUGGCUGGGCAUGUGAAGUACAUGUUCAAACCAUCUCAGUUGACUAAGCUUCACAACCUCAUCAAUCGACUUGCCUAGUAUCCUUCGCCUGACUUCAACAUUGCUAACACGCUGACUCCAGCAAUGCUACGAAGACACUUGUGAUGAAAAUUCUAUAAACUUUAGACGACAUCAUAGAUGAGCAAGGAGGACUGUUCCUAUAACUCCUACCUAUACUUGUACAUUCAAGGGGUAAGUUGAAACAGAUAGCUUUCUUGAUAUAUUUAUAAACAACGUAGUGGAAGAAGAUUAUCAUGCAUUAGUGCUAUACAUUUCGAACAAUCUAAUCAUAUAUGAACUUGUCGAAUAAUUUAUAUGAGAGUUAGGGACUUAUAAGGAAAUCGAUUUUUCUCUUUAGGUUUGCCAAUAUUAAAAUGACAUAUAUGCAGAUGAAGAAUGUGAUAGUGAACGAAAAGGCAACAAAUAAGGAAGACAGGAGUGGCCGUUGCUUUACUGUGAAGGUCAAGGGGUGAAUAGCAUGUGAACAUGAUCUUCAUGGAUGCUCAGUCUUAAUGCGAUAGAUAUGUUGAGCAGGCGUUGAUGAACUACGCAUGGUAGUGUUUUUAGCACACGAUGUAUAAAAUUGAAAGUUUUAUUAGCAUCUUGUGAUGCUCUGUGUUUACUUGCUGCGCUAUGAUACAACUUUCACCACUUGCACUACAUCUUUUCCAAAUCAAGUCGGCAACUGUUCUCACAUCUGAAAAUCCGUCUGCCUGACGCUACUCCCCAUGUAAUUUGUUCCACAGGAAUAGUUAGAUUGGUUGGUAUAUGCGAGAUGAACAGCUAAGAUUAGGUAGGCUAUCCUUCAGUCUUCCAGUGAGCGUUGAUAGACUACUGAAGGAUAUACAAAGACGCCGAACAUUUAACGUUCUAUUUACUACUCUACUUAAGCAUUGUGAUAGAAUAUCAUUUGGAGUGUGUCUCUUGAACUGUAGACGCAGAAGGAGGAAAGGCUUCACCAUUCCUUAAUUCUCGUUUGGGAUUACCGUAAGCGAUGUUUGCUUUGAUGAACCUUUCGCGAUAUCCUUUUUCACGGAUAUCCACACCCAUGCAUCUAAAUCAACAUAAGACUAGGUAUUACUGCGUAACGGUCCGAGUUGCCACAGCUCAUAUCAGUUCAGUACAUCAAGUAAAAGGGCAGUGAAGAGUGAAAGGUGAAGAAAAGAAAAUUUAGUCAAAAGAAAUAUAAAGUACGAAAAGAGAGAGACGAAGAAUGAGAAAAUGAUGAAAUUCGGUAUAGCGUCGUUAAGAUGUCAGGAUAAUAUGUGUAUACAUCUGGACCACUGACAUCGGUUCUGAGCCAUGUCAUCACCUAGAGUCUUCAACCACUGGUUUCUCUUGUCCCACGGACCGCAACCGGCUAGUGUGCAUCGUCCCACAUGGCUCAAAUCAACAUUCAAACAAUUCAUUCAUUGAUGCAAUUUUUAGGUCUGGCCUCGAGUCUUUUUCUAGCCUGAACCUACUUUGGCCAACAUUGUAUGACGAGAUAGACGGUGGUUUGGCGUACGUAACACAUGCCCUAACCGUCUCAGUCGAUGAAGGUUCACAACGUGUCAGCUGACUUACCUCUUCUCCUUGAAACUGACUACUGCGUUACUCACAUGGUGACAUGACGGAAUACGGCCAAUACUACGAAGGCAACAGCGACUAAACAAUUGAAGCCUUCUCAUAUCUGUUACCUUCAAUGGCCAUAUUUCACAGCCAUACAGUAGAACAGAGUGGACUGCUGUGGAGUACACGCCACCCUUGAUAGACAAUCGGAGGUCGUGGCGGGGUCACAGGUGGCGUAAGUUGCCAACAGUCAACCAAGCCUUCUGUAUUCAUGCAGAGAUUUCUUCGGCUACUUAGGCAAGGAAACACAGUAUCUCUUUCCUAUAUACUCCUUGGAAAUUUUUAUCUUACUCUAAAUGCUAGGCAUCUGAUUACAUUGUUCAUACUUCAUCGACACUAAGCUGAAAAGGUUUGUACGCUAUACCCUAGACAAUAGUUAUGAUAGGUAGAUUAUCCUUUAGUCUUCCAGUGAGCGUUGAUAGACUACUGAAGGAUAUACAAAGACGCCGAACAUUAAACGUUCUAUUUACUACUCUACUUAAGCAUUGUGAUAGGAUAUCAUUUGGAGUGUGUCUCUUGAACUGUAGACGCAGAAGGAAGAAAGGCUUCUCCAUUCCUUAAUUCUCGUUUGGGAUCACCGUAAGCGGUGUUUGCUUUGAUGAACUUUUCGAGAUAUCUGUUUUCACUUAGAAUAUCACGGAUACAUAGUAUUGUUUUCCAAUUGAUCUUACUCUAAAUGUUAGACAUCUGAUUAUAUUGCGUUUUUACUUUCUCGGUACGAAGCUGAGAAAGGAUAUACACUAUGCCUUAAUAGUCGAUUUCCUACAUACUUUUUUCAUUAUGGAGCCAUCUCUUAUUAUUGUUAACACAUCAAGAAAUUGUAUCCAACUAUUGGUUUUAUUUUCAUGUGUAGAAUGAACUCAUAGAUAAACGCUGUUGAAGUGAUGUAGAAUAGAAUUAAGACAUAGGCACUUAUCAACGACUAUAAAGGUAAUAUUCAUUGUCCAACUGUCUCUCUAGUAAUAGUUAGCAAAUGUAAUCCACGGUUUCAAUUAGCAGGAGCGUAGUAAACAUGGAUGUAAAGUCAAAAGGGUUAAAUACAUUUUUUUGAAUAUGCUUAGAUCUUUUACUUUCCCGAGAAAGUGUUAAGUGUCGUUCAUAGAUAUCAGUUGAAUGGAGGGAAUCGGCAGGAAGCCAUGAACUCAUCAGUAACCUGGAUUCGAACCCACACCACACCAAAUGCUGCAAUCACAGAAGUUACCAGUGAGCUAUUCAGGUCGCGAUU